AAGUAUCGUGCAAACGCAAAGGGAAAGGUACCUAGCAAGUGAAACAAUCUCGAGGUAGACAAAUAUGUGGCGCUGGAUCAGUUCAGCCUGCUAAUUUUGUUCACUUCCGCCUCUUUACUUGUCUAGACUCUUUCGAAUUACCUCCUAGUGCUAUUUAGAUCGCCCGCUCUUUUGCAUCCAAAUCAUUCUAAUCCAACAAUACCUGUCUCAACCACUCGCAUCUACAGCAAGUAAUCAUGCAUGACAACGUUGUACCUCCUACCAGCCUCCUCGAGCUUCCUGGAGAGCUUCGCAACCGUAUCUACGACUUCGUACAAGAGCCAGAUCAAGUCCGUCUUGUAUACAAGCCGAGUCUUCACCACAAGCAAGUCGAACAAACUAGUCAACAGUUCUUUGGUCUGACCCAAGUCUGUCGCAAGCUCCGAGUGGAGUAUCUACCUAUCUACAAUGCGCAAACCAUUGUCAGCAUUGGUUGCUUGCACACAGCCUCCUACGUCGACACAUUCAUUCUUCCAGCUGGCGUGGAGCCGGAACAAGCACGCGGGAACCUGAUCGUUCGGACCCCAGCGUAUCACGGUGAGAGUGUCGAGCAGCGAGUCCCUACGCAGGCUAUAAUUGACCUCAUCGCCCUCAGCCAGAAAGCUCCUGGAGUCACGAUCAAAUUUGACAAGUCCGCUUGGUUCGUCCCAUUAUUGUGCACACUAAAGCGUAGAUAUAGGACACCUUUAUAGAGCAGCCCAUAGAGCAU
Messenger RNA from Alternaria alternata, 748 nucleotides. RefSeq lists its product as hypothetical. Gene Ontology annotation, molecular function: protein binding. Bases 237 to 731 code for a protein of 164 amino acids. The record is from RefSeq and is a predicted model, not a curated record. The transcript has 2 exons. NCBI's taxonomy places the organism in Eukaryota, Fungi, Ascomycota, Dothideomycetes, Pleosporales, Pleosporaceae.